AAAGUGUAUAAUCAUCUCUGUGAGUUGAGUUUAUGUAGAAAUCCUGUUAGAAACAUGAACUCUACACACUUCAUUAGAGAGAUGACAUUAAUACACCAGCAGGGUUGAUGGUCACGUGGACGGAAGUGUCUUAUACGCACCGUUGCACAGACUGUACCCUUAGGACCCUUAGGUAACCGCCGUGCUCGCCUGAUUCAAAUUCGGGCCGAUGCAUACCCUCGUGACGUUUACAAAUAAGGGUCAUCUAAUAUAAUAUUUAAACAAUACCAGAUGCUAAUACGUUUGCAUUGCACUUGGAUGAGAAUUUGAGGAAUUAAAUCAGAGAUUUUUCUAAAUAUUAGAACGUUAAUGUGUUUCCAAUUUUAAGGAUAAGAUCUUUUGAAAACGUCGUUCUUCUUAGAGCUCUGUAAUUGUUUACGAAUAUUUGUACGGACGUUUUUCUUAAACAUUGUUAUUAUUAUACAUAGUAUUUUAUUCGGUUUGACAGUUGCGCCAACUGAAACAGAAGUGACCGGAUAUCCGGGGAUACACAUUUUAUUAGUUGAUCGUGACAGUUGAUAUCGUGACGUCACUUGUUGCCGACGGUGAAGCUGAACAUGGCGUCCGUGAGGAUGCUCGCUGACCGCUCCGCUGACCGCUCCGCUGUGAUGCUUGUGGCUGUCCUGCUCGGUGUUUUCACGACUGGAAAAUGCUCAGAACAAGUUCCUCUGCUGAUGUGGACCAGUAAUGGAUUUUUAUUGCCACCCCAGAGCGACCUGGCUGCAGGUCACACCGUAACUGGACGCGAGCUCCAGUCCUACCUGAACACAGCGUUCAGAUCUGCACCUCACAACGUCCUGCUGUUCUUUCAGGACAAGUUGAGUGUUGAUGACUUCACCAAGUAUGCUGGUGUGUUCGGGAGCAAACAGGGCAGUGCCUUUCCUCAUCUGGAGACGUCUCUGCAGUCCUCCUCGUCUCUGCUCCUUCCAUCAGUGUUGUCUGGGGCCAGUGCAUCUCUCCCCACGCUGCUGCAGGACGAGCUGAACACGGCGCCACUCUACAUGGACCCGGACACGCUGGCUCAGCUGCGACUCAAUGCCUCUGUUCCGGCUCUGCUCAUCUUCAGCCUUCCCUACAGCUCCUCUGGGGCUGAUAUGAUGUCUGUUAAAGAGGUACUCAGUGGUAAUGAUGAAGUGAUUGGUCAGGUGCUGAGAAUUAUGGGUAGUCAGUCUGUCCCUUACACAGCCAUCUACACCGCUCUUCAUCCCUCACGGGUGUUGGAGGAGGUGUUUCCGGAGGUGCGUUCUGUUGGAGCACGCUCUCUGCUGCAGUCCAGACGUGAGGGUUCUCCUGCCCCCUACGCCCCUGUGGAGUUUAAGGAGCGUGGUUCUACCUGCAUCCUGCUGUGGGCCAAGAACCUGACCGUGAGUGAAUAUCGCUCGGGAAAGUGGGAGAGACACAACCUCAACCCUAAAACCUUUGGAGAGGGGGUUUCUCCUAAACUGGAGGGAUCCUCCUGUAAUGCCACACACUCCAGGCUGGUCCUCAGUUACGAAAAUGUCUUAAGCUACCGCUCUUUUAAACUCAUCUUUGUAAUGGUUCAGAGGCACUAUAAGGUUUCAGCACGCCGCUGGUUCACCAUGGAUCGAGUUCAGCUAGAGUACGACGGGAAAACUGCUUUGUUUAACGCCAGCCGCGGUAUCUACGCUCCGGCCGAGUACUCGUACCGCUGCCACUCUGUCACCAGCUUUCGCUACCCUCAGCUUACACCUCAUUCAGCCAAGGACAAUGCCAACGAUUGGAGGAUCGCCUUCGACGACUUUCAGAUCCAGGGCUUUAACGUGACCGGGAAGGAGUUCUCUUACGCCAGCGACUGCGCCGGGUUCUUCACCCCCGGGAUCUGGAUGGGGCUGGUGACCUCAGCUCUCAUGGUUCUGCUCCUGACCUACGGCCUGCACAUGAUCAUGCAGCUGCACACCAUGGACCGCUUCGACGACCCCAAAGGCCACGCCAUCUCCGUCCCACAGACUGAGUAACAAGCCCCGCCCCUCUCCAUCUCCCAGACCAAGUGAAAAGCCCUGCCCCUCUCCUUACCCAGACAAAUUGACAAGCCCCACCCCUCACCAUCUCUCAGGCAAAGUAAAAAGCCCCGCCACCCUCAAUCCCACAGAAAAAGUGACAAACCCUGCCCCUCUGCAUCUUCCAGGCAGUGUAACAAGCCACGCCCCUUUCUGUCUCCCAGGCAAAGUAACAAGCCCCGCUUCCUCAGUCCCACAGACCAAGUGACAAGCCCUUCCCCCUCAGUCCCACACUAACAAACCCCGCCCCUCUCCAUCUUCCAGGCAGUGUAAAAAGCCACGCCCCUUUCUGUCUCCCAGGCAAAGUAACAAGCCCCGCUUCCUCAGUCCCACAGACCAAGUGACAAGCCCUUCCCCCUCAGUCCCACACUAACAAACCCCGCCCCUCUCCAUCUUCCAGGCAGUGAAAAAAGCCCUGCCCCUCUCCAUCUCCCAGGCAAAGUAACAAGCCUUUCCCCCCUCAAUCCCACAGUAACAAACUCCGCCCUUCCUCUUGCCACAGACUUUGUCUUCAUCAGUGCAAUAUGAGUAAAUCAUUCCACCUAUUUGUUCUGCUCUCAACAAAAUGUGUGUGUGUGUGUUAUCUGAUAUGAAUUUUAUUUCAGUGUUAGUGGCUGAAGUUAAAGUGAAGGGACUCAUGAGGUUUGUGUCCCUUUUUCCCCAAAUGUCAUCAGCCGUGAUGUGUUCAGGCGUGUUUGGUGUCAGACGUUUGUGUGUAUAGAGAAUAACUAGUAAAACACAGAGGUAAUUCCAGGUUCUGCCACUAGAGGUCAGAUCUGAUUGAAAUAUAUUCCUACACAUGAUAAAUGACUGAAAAGAGGAAAAAAGCUUCUGUCACUUCAUUGAUCAGUGUCCUGACUCUAAGAUACUCAUCAUUUUCCUCAAGAUGGUGAUAUUUAUUUAAUUGGAAAUUUAAGCAGGUGGUUUAGAAUAAAGGUGUAUAUAAUAAGAUAAAGUGAGUGCAGUCGAGUAGAGCUAGAUGAACUUAUUUAUUUGUAGCAUGAGUGUGUUGUUGUUGAUUUUUGUGGAGUGUGUAUUAACAGGAUUGAAGAUAUUUUGUGUUGUUUAAGCUGUAAUCACUCGGGGAAUUGAACUGAUCUACAUCUUAAUGUCAAAAAGAAAUGUGUGGAUUCACCCUCGUCAUCACGGUGGCAUUAAAGGGACAAACUUUAGACUUUAUUUAUUUACAUCAACAUUUUUGCUGUGAAUCUUUUUUUUUUCUUCAUCUCAUUUCAUUAUUAAUGUAAUGUGAGAUAUAAAGGAGGUUUGUAUUAAAGGCAGGUCAGUGAUUGUGGUCAGGAAGGUACAUUUCACCUGAGUGUGGAGUGUGUGUGAUCUGCAGGAAAGAUUGGUGAAUAAAAUAACACUAAAGUCGGGGUUGUGAAUCUUUACAGUGUGAAAUAAAUCUAUAUAAAACACACAAA
Messenger RNA from Hemibagrus wyckioides, 3481 nucleotides. It is a transcript of the gene atp6ap1a, whose product is annotated as ATPase H+ transporting accessory protein 1a. The coding region runs from base 597 to 2015 and encodes 472 amino acids. The record is from RefSeq and is a predicted model, not a curated record. Gene Ontology annotation, cellular component: proton-transporting V-type ATPase complex. Lineage: Eukaryota; Metazoa; Chordata; Actinopteri; Siluriformes; Bagridae. The transcript has 10 exons.